This is a messenger RNA of Marasmius oreades (fairy-ring Marasmius), 888 nucleotides long. RefSeq lists its product as uncharacterized. Gene Ontology annotation, cellular component: cytoplasm. Gene Ontology annotation, molecular function: oxidoreductase activity, acting on the CH-OH group of donors, NAD or NADP as acceptor. The transcript has 7 exons. Lineage: Eukaryota; Fungi; Basidiomycota; Agaricomycetes; Agaricales; Marasmiaceae. The coding region runs from base 1 to 888 and encodes 295 amino acids. The record is from RefSeq and is a predicted model, not a curated record.
AUGAGCACUACGAUGGUUGCGCUCCCUGAUAUCAAAGACGACGUUGCUUUUAUUACAGGCGCGGCAUCCGGAAUAGGGUAUGCUCUAACGAAGGAGCUGGCGACUCGUGGAGCUCGUGUUAUUAUCACGGACAUUCAAGAAACUACGUGCCAGACUUUGGCUUCGGAAUUGAACAGGGAAGCUGGCGAGACCGUUGCUGUUGCUGCCAAAGUGGAUACGACUUCGUGGGAUGAACAAGUAGCUGCUUAUGAACUAGGAAAACAAACUUUUGGGCGAGUGGAUUACUUUUUCGCAAAUGCAGGAAUUGUGGAGGCCAUGUGGAUACCUAGAUUUGAAGCCGACAAGUUUGAUGUUGAGACACCAAUCGAGAAACCCAACCUCAAAACCACUGAGAUCAACUAUAUAGGACAGCUAAACACAGCUGCCCUUGCACUGCAAGUCUUUCAGAGACAAGAACUGAACCGACACGGGUUCCGGGGAAAGCUAGUUUUGACGUCGUCAAUAUAUGGAUUCUUCCAUAGUGUCACAAUGCCGAUGUACUGUUCGUCCAAGUCAGGCAUCUUAGCUUUCACGCGAUCUACAUCGGAUUUACACAAGGGUAAAAACAUCACAAUAAACUGCAUUUGCCCCAAUGCGACUCCGACGAACAUCGUGCCUCCGGAUUUCUUCAUUGCCUUUCGGGAGCAAGACGUUUUGACGCCACUCGAUUUUGUCAUCGAACAAUACAUUUCUGUCCUCGGUGCCAGCCAGGAUAACGGUAAAGCGAUUGGAGUUUAUAAAAGGAAUGCCUGGGAUCAUCCCCUGGAUACUUACAGGAGGGAAGAAAACCGGGCAUCAUAUGGGCUGAUUGACGAUGGCGUGGCGAAGGCGUUUGGAUACUGGGACUAG